ACAAUUAUGUAUGUUGGUGUGGCAGUGACAAGUCUUCUUGCCAAAAUUGGACAGUGUAGCUGUUUUUUAAAGUCAUUUUUUUUUUUAUAAGAACCUGAUUAAUACCAACAUGUAAGUGUUUUGUUAUAGUUUUAAAGUAUAACAGUUUAAUCACGACAACCUUUUUUUAAGAACCCUGACAUGUCUGGUCCUACCUGGCCGCCUCCAAAGACUCUGGGUAGCCCGGAGAGACCCGUCCCCCAGAUGUCCCAAUCUGGACCAGCCGUGUACAGACAGCCGCCCAAGAAGGUCUCCUCAGACACCCGGCCCAAGUAUGUGGUCCAUGACCAGAACAGAGGAGGAGGUGGAAUGGCCACUAGGUACAUGGCUUCUGGACCCACAGCUGGGCCCAUGCAGCAGCACCACCAAAAGGACCCAGGGUUUCACCCUAAAUCUAUUGACCACUACUACCAACCACCUCCCCAAGGGCUCGAAGAAGACCAAUCCUUCAACCCUCACAUGGACCGCUACCAGCUGAUGUCACCCAUCUUCAUGUGACCCUGCAAAAAAAAAAUGAAGUACCAGGGACCUCCUGAGAAGCCGAUUGGACACCAUUCCAUCAUCGAUGCAGAGAUUGACUUGCUCACCUGCAUGCUGGAUGAUCUGGACAGCUAUUCACAAAACAGCACACAGCUGUACGACAACGUGCCUUACAACAAACACAUCACAGGGGACCACUACAAACCCUCAGCCCAGCCAGGAGCACCCUCUCAGGGCAGGUUGUUCAAGGGUCUCCCACCUCACCCCCAACACCAGUACCGUCCUACACCCCCAUUCCCCAGAGAUCCCCUGUACUUCACCCAGCCAGACUACGCCGAUGCCCAGGUCUCCAAACCUUACCCCCAGCCUGUCCCUUCCUCCUACACUACAGCCUCCACCACUACUCGCCCGAGGAUUCGCGUCCAGGACAAAACAGCCCAGCCUGUAACCUACUCCCAGACAGGUAGGCGAGCUGAGCAGGGUUACACCCCUCCCCCACACCACCAGAACGCUUUGCGGCCCUCGCCACAGAAUCAGACUGUCCCUCAUGGCUGGUACCCUUCCAACCCUGCUUCCCAAGCCCAGGAGCUACACUCUGAGAGGCGUUACAAGGGGAGUGCCGCAGGGUCUGGAGGGAGAGCUACCCAGUGCCCCACGUCCAAUAGAGGCACAGAGACUAAAAAAUCCGGGUCAUGUUCGGCACCACACUCCGCCUGUCAGCCCAGUAAGCAGGGGACAGCAGCUUUGAGACCAGAGGAGGAGUUGGACCAGCUCACUAAGAAGUUUGUGUAUGACAUGAAUCAUCCCCCUGCCAAAGAAUACUUUGGUCGCUGUGCACGUUGCGGUGACAACGUCCUUGGCGACGUUAGCGGCUGUAUCGCCAUGGAGCAGGUGUUCCACGUGGAGUGUUUCACUUGCAUCACCUGCCACGCCUGUCUCAUGUGGAAACCGUUCUAUGCCCUGGACAAGCAGAGCUACUGUGAGAGCUGUUACAUUAAUACCCUAGAGCGCUGCUCCAAGUGCUCCAAACCCAUCCGGGACUAUAUCCUGCGGUUCAUGGGCAAGGCCUACCACCCGCGCUGCUUCAACUGCGUGGUCUGUGGCUGCUGCCUGGACGGCGUGCCCUUCACCCUGGAUGCCACCGCUCAGAUCCACUGCCUAGAUGAUUUCCACAGGAAGUUUGGCCCUUGCUGCUCAGUGUGUGGCCAGGCCAUCAUGCCUGAGCAGGGCCAGGAUGCAGCGGUCUGUAUAGUGGCACUGGACCGCAGCUUCCACGUCAACUGCUAUGGGUGUGAGGAGUGUGGUCUGCGCCUGUCGUCUGAGGGCGAGGGGCGAGGCUGUUACCCCUUGGACGGUCACAUCCUGUGUAAGGGCUGCAGCGCCCGGCGCAUCCAGGGCCUCUCUGCCAAUAUCUCCACUGACUGCUAACCAACUAUAGGAAGUCACCUUCUACCUUUAACCUAUGACCCCCUCAACCCUUCCAUUACUUUCACCUGCUCUGGGGUAGGCGUUAGAGAUCUGGAAUCAGUCCUACUCCUCUGAUACAUAACCUUUAACCACAAGGGGGAAUGUAAACCUGACUGUGUCUAAGGGCAUCUUCAUCCCCCUUCAAUUUCAUCCUCUCAGCCUUUCUUCAUAUGCCCAAAGAUGAAGAAUCAGUAGUAGUUGGCCUAUUGAACCUCAAUAUGACAGUCUUCAAUAUGAAGUCAUUAUUUAAUUUCCCUUGACCAGGUUUGUUGGAACAGGAUUACAGGUUAUUGAAACAUGGAUUGACAAUAAAUUUGACCCCUAUGCCUUAUCCUCUGAAUCAUACGAUCACAUUCUCUCUAUUCCUACUCCCGUCCCACUACACCCUAUUCCCUACCCCUCAGUCCAAUACCAGUACUGGAUAGAGCCCCUAAUCUGCACCCCCACCCCCCACCCCAUCCCAAACACUUGACGGCACCACUGCUCAACUCACACACUAUCCUUCAUGUUGCACACUGUCUCACGCACACUAUCCUUCAUGUUGCACACUCUCACAUACACACUAUCAUGCCAGACACAGGUGGGACAUGGAAGGAGCUCUAUGGAAAAUAAUGAUUGAUUGAUAUUGACUAUGGAGGAAUACUAUACGUACUAUAAUUAGGUGAUAUUGAGGAAGAGGAGGAUAAUGGCGAUGAAUACAAUAUCUUCCUGGCUGUGGGGUAACUGACCAGUCCAGAUAAUGGAACAUUAUAUUUUGUGUGUUGUGCAGUCAUGUGUUUUUAGAAAGUAGAUGGAAAAAGAGAUUGGUUAGAGAAGCAGAUCACUAAAGUUGAUGCUUUAUUAUUGGAUGUUAAUACAAUAUAUAGGCUGUCAUAUAAUGAUAUCUUGCACUGUAUGUCAGAACUUAACAUUUAAUAUUUUAUUCCACUGGACAGCAAUUUGUGUACUGCAUUUUAGAUAAUGUUACUUGUAUACCAGUCCAAACCCCCUCUUUUAAAAUGUUCAUGUGGUUUUUUUCCUUUUUAACAUUUGGGUUGAUUUGAUACGUUACAAUGAAGAUGAAUAAGGUGCAAUGAAAUGUUUGCCCUUAAAUCACUGAGAAACUGCGAUCUCCAUGCUGGCCACGUGGGCUGAGAACAUCCUAAUAUGGGUUUUUGUUUAAGCUUAGCCUUAGGAGUUAGAUUUGUUGGCAAUGUUUAAGUAACUCUGAGUUAUUCCCAAAUUGUAAUUUGUCAAUUUAGUUUGUCAUUUUGUCUUGUAAUUUAAAAACUGCUAGUAUGGUUUGAUGGGUUUGAAGCUUCUCUUCCAACUACAAGACCCUUAAAAUAUCAAUUAUAUUGUUUUUUGGGGUCCAGAUUCAUGUCUUGUUUCAGUAUUUGAUUCUUCUAAGAGUAUAGGUCAAUGAGCACAAUGAUACGAAGGUCCUUGUUUUGAGCCCUAUAAGUUGCAUUUUUCACUUUAUUUAUUUCAACUCCUGUUGUUCUGCUAUUGUCACAAAGUUGAUGUUUAUCUGUGAUUAUGAGGGUAAGGGUCAUCACUUUGUUUUCACUGUGUAAUUUUGUUCCACAGCAUCCUAUUGAUAAGUACUGCAGAAUAAUAAUUUGUCCAUGAGAGGAAUAGACUGAGCAGGUGGUUUGUACAAUUUGACUCAAGUUAGAAGUAGGUGUGUGUGAAUGAUUAGCUUCUUUUUCCUCUCUAAUGCCGAUUGUAGUAUGAUCAAAGACAAUAAACCAUCCUUUUUUCCAGCAAACUACACCAUGUGUAUGUCUUGCUAGACUGCUGUACUAGACCCCAACCUAUGGAAAGGCACCAUACUUAAAUUAAUGUUCCAAGUUUAUUUGAUUUGAGGUCAAGCAUAACCAACAUUCUAGACCUUAAACAAUGCAACAAAUUAAGUAGCUGUCAUUUACAGUACCUGUGUGACAAUGUAAAAAAUGUGUCUUUAAAUGAUCCAAGGAGAAGAGGGGCUGCUUGGUGCUGGCACGCUAACAUGAUGUGAAAGUCAU
Oncorhynchus kisutch (coho salmon) is the source of this 3992-nucleotide messenger RNA. RefSeq names its product thyroid receptor-interacting protein 6. NCBI's taxonomy places the organism in Eukaryota, Metazoa, Chordata, Actinopteri, Salmoniformes, Salmonidae. Gene Ontology annotation, cellular component: stress fiber; focal adhesion. Gene Ontology annotation, biological process: cell-cell adhesion. The transcript has 9 exons. The record is from RefSeq and is a predicted model, not a curated record. Bases 553 to 1947 code for a protein of 464 amino acids.